Molecule: messenger RNA, 592 nt
Organism: Cucurbita maxima (winter squash)
Lineage: Eukaryota; Viridiplantae; Streptophyta; Magnoliopsida; Cucurbitales; Cucurbitaceae
Product: defensin J1-2-like
Exons: 2
Coding region: 149-373 (74 amino acids)
Biological process (GO): defense response
Source: RefSeq, a predicted model, not a curated record
GAGAUCUAAAGCUUCCACAGCACAUAGUGCUCUAUGACUCACUCAAUCUUCACUUUUAAUCUUCUUUUCUGGAUCAUUCUUAUGCUAAUAUAAACCGCUUUCCACAUUCACUCAUUCAACACAAAAUCCUCUCUUACUCUCUGUGAAUAUGAAGUUCUUUUCUGCUGCAAUUCUGCUGCUCCUGCUGCUUCUUGCCACUGGAAUGGCGCCAAUGGCUACAGAGGCAAGGACAUGCGAGUCUCCGAGCCACCACUUCAGGGGGUUGUGCUUCAGUAAGAACAACUGCGGCCAUGUCUGCAAGACAGAGGGCUUCCAUGGUGGGCAUUGCAGAGGCUUCCGCCGCCGCUGCUUCUGCACAAAGCACUGUGUUUGAAUGGUCUUUGUUGUUUCAAAUCAGUUGUCUAUCAGUCGAAGUAGGCACUGAUGAGACCUUUAUAGGAGUGGUAAUAUACAAUAAAAGUUGCCAUCUUUUGAGUAUUGUUGUUUUGUGUAAGCGCUUUGCUUCAUUUUCUUUGGCGUAUUUGAUACUUCGUUUCUGUAAGGCUUUUAACAAAGAGGUUCACUAAAGUAUUUGGCCCAUGGGGUUUAAGCA